AUGACUUCUGUAGGGUUGGUCCAAAGUCUGCAUUUUUCAGUUCACUCUGUUGGAUCAAAAUAGCACAAGGGCCAGUCAGAUCUGAACUUUUGGCAAGUGACUAGUGAGUCAUGUGGUAGCAAACACUGAGCAUAGAUAAAAGUGACUGGGAGGCUGAGUGCCUAAGAGAUAAGGAGGGAAAUAGGUGGAAUUGACUUUGUGAUGUGCUCUUACCACAAGCCCACAUUUCAUGGACUCACUCAUUUAAAGAAGAUGAACAACAUUACUGAUUUUGUGCCAAUCAGAUCCUCCACAUAGGCAUUACCCCACAUACAUAGCUGAAUCUGAGAAGUGAAGUGGGAAGGAAACAGCCACAUGAGAGGAAGCUGGGUGAAGAGCAGUCAUCAAGAGAGAGAAGAAACAUAAAGCAGGAUAAGCAGCAUGCACGCACUCGAGAUGGAGCACCAGGGAAUGGUUUCUGCACAGAGCACUGUGUUAUCCAGCCAGCUUCACAUAAUCAAAGAAGCCCCAUAAAAAAGCCUCAUCUGGACAGCAGAUAUUUCAAAAUUUAGGCAAAAUAAAACAACUAUGCAUACUUGGAAAGUGUGGGUGAUCUACAUAGUCUUGGCUGCACACCUCCCUGAAGAACAAGCCCUGGGACAGGCCUGUCUUUCAUGCGAUGCCACUCAGUCUUGCAACUGCUCUUCCAUGGGUUUGGACUUCAUUCCCUCGGGGCUCACGGGCAAAAUCACGGUGUUAAACCUGGCCCACAACAGGAUAAAGCUGAUCCGGGCGCAUGAUCUGCAGCAGGCUGUGAACCUGAGAGCCCUGCUGCUGCAGUCCAACCAAAUCAGCUCCAUAGACGAGGACUCGUUUGCCUCCCAGGGGAAACUGGAGCUCUUGGACUUGUCAAAUAACAGCCUGGCUCACUUGUCCCCGGUGUGGUUUGGGCCCCUUUUCUCGCUCCAGCACCUCCGCAUUCAAGGCAAUUCCUACAGCGACCUGGGAGAAAGUUCCCCCUUUUCCAGCCUGAGAAACUUGAACUCCCUCCACCUGGGCAACCCACACUUCUCCAUCAUCAGGCAAGGAAACUUUGAGGGCAUUCCGUUUCUCAACAUGCUGAAGAUUGACGGUGGCAAUCUCAGUCAGUACGAACCUGGAAGUCUGAAAUCGAUUAGGAAGAUAAAUCACAUGAUCAUAAGCGUACGAAGGAUUGAUGUAUUCUCAGCAGUCAUCAGGGACCUUCUGCACUCUGCCAUUUGGUUAGAUGUAAGAAAACUAGCAUUCAGUGUUCCUGAAAAAAUACAACUUUUGAGAAUUAUGUCUUCCUCUUUCGCAAAGAAAAUAUCUUUAAAACAGUGCUUAUUUACAGAUGCUACUGUACCUGUGAUUGUCAGCAUUUUAGAAGGCAUGCCAAGAUUAAUGGAGGUGGAGAUGAAAGACUGUACACUCUUGGGCACUGGUCAGUGGUAUACACAAAUUCAUGCAAAGCAGUCACAAUCUCUGAGGGUUCUGACAAUAGAAAAUUUAUCUAUAGAAGAAUUCUAUUUGUUUACAGAUCUCCAGUCUGUACUAAAUCUACUAUCUCUUUUUAGGAGAGUCACAGUUGAAAAUACCAAGGUGUUUCUGGUACCAUGCAAACUUUCACAACAACUUCUGUCAUUGGAGUAUCUUGACCUUAGUGCAAAUUUACUUGGCGAUCAGAGUUUGGAGCAUUCGGCCUGUCAGGGCGCAUGGCCUUCAUUACAAACUCUAAAUCUUAGUCAGAAUUCAUUGAGUGACUUAGAAAUGACAGGUAGAAGCUUGUUUCAUCUAAGAAACCUAACUCUCUUAGACAUCAGUGAAAAUAAUUUUGGUGAGAUUCCAGAUGUGUGUAAAUGGCCUGCAAACCUGAAAUACCUGAAUCUCUCCAGCACUCAAAUUCCCAAAUUAACACGUUGCAUUCCCACAACUCUUGAAGUGCUGGACGUUAGUGCUAACAACCUGCAGGAUUUUGGUCUGCAACUGCCAAAUCUGAAGGAGCUGUACCUGACAGAGAACCAUCUGAAGACCUUGCCCGAAGCUGCAGGCAUUCCUAACUUAGUGGCCAUGUCGAUCAGCAGAAACAAGCUCAACAGCUUCUCCAAGGAAGAGUUUGAGUCCUUCAAGCAAAUGGAGCUGCUGGAUGCCAGCGCCAACAACUUCAUUUGCUCGUGCAAAUUCCUCUCCUUCCUUCAGCGUGAGGCAGGGAUAACCCAGGCGCUUGUGGGGUGGCCAGAAAGCUACAUCUGCGACUCUCCGCUGGCGGUGCGAGGGGCACAGGUUGGGAGCGUGCGGCUGUCGCUGAUGGAGUGCCACCGGUCCUUCCUGGUGUCUUUGAUCUGCAUUCUGACGUUCCUGUUCAUCCUGAUCCUGGUGGUCAUCGGGUACAAGUACCAUGCGGUCUGGUACAUGAGAAUGACCUGGGCAUGGCUCCAAGCCAAGCGGAAGCCCAAGCGAGCCCCCGCGAAAGACGUCUGCUACGACGCCUUUGUCUCCUACAGUGAGAACGACUCCAACUGGGUGGAAAACAUCAUGGUGCAGCAGCUGGAGCAGGCGUGUCCACCCUUUAGGCUGUGCCUCCAUAAGCGGGACUUUGUGCCCGGGAAGUGGAUUGUGGACAACAUCAUCGACUCCAUCGAGAAGAGCCACAAGACGCUCUUUGUGCUGUCGGAGCACUUUGUGCAGAGCGAGUGGUGCAAGUACGAGCUGGAUUUCUCGCACUUUCGCCUCUUUGACGAGAACAACGACGCGGCGAUCCUCCUCCUGCUGGAGCCCAUCCAGAGCCAGGCGAUCCCCAAGAGGUUCUGCAAGCUGCGCAAGAUAAUGAACACCAAGACCUACCUGGAGUGGCCUCCUGAUGAAGAGCAACAGCCGAUGUUUUGGGAGAACUUGAAAGCAGCUCUCAAAGCCUAGAUAGGAUCAUUAAAAACUGAGUCCCUACCCAUCCUCUUCUGGAUUUAUUUCCAUUGCCUUUUUGUGCCUUUAUCUAGCUGUAUCUAACAGAGGUCUGAGCUACUGUAAUUGCUGUUACUUGCUUUGAAAUUGUACUCUUCUUGUCUCUGUGAUCAUGACUUUUCUAAGCAUUUUAAUCAGCUGUCUUACCUAAAGCAGUUCUGUUUAAAGGUGUUCCUCACCUCUUUUUCUCUGCAACUUAGUUCCACAAAGCCAGAGCAGCUGAAGACUUUCCCACCUCAAACACUGUUGGAUGGGCUCAUGUUAUCUUAGGAAGAUGGCUGGGACAAGGAUUGUAACUGCUGAAGAAGUGGAGUAAACAGAGACACCACCACCAAGCUCUUCCUUCAGAUGUCAUCCGAAAAUGAAGGGGAGUCUCAGGUGGCACCUGUCCUGCAGGUGCAGAGAGUUUCAGCCAAACCUUAACAGCUUCAAUCUGGUCAGCCUAAUAACUAACUGUCUGCUUGAUCAGGUCAGUGUUUAGGCAUAAUGUUCUUGGGACUGACAUUGGCAGGUAUGCACAGAAGCAAAUCUUGAAAGGCUUCCCAUGGAAACGUUUACAGUACUUAUUACUUUAUCUGGGGUUAGAUGAUAGAAUCAUGAACAGCUUGAGUUGGAAGGGAGCUUAAGGACCACUUAGUUCCAAAGCUCAGCCAUAGUCAGGAAUACCUUCCAGUAGGAAAGGCUGCUCACAGUCCUAUCCAACCUGGCAUCCACAGCUUCUCUGGGCAGCCUGUGCCAAUGCCUUGCUGUUCUCUGAGUAAAGAAUUCCUUCCCAACACUUAAUCUAAUUAUACUGUAUUUUAGUUUAAAUAAGGAGGAAAUCACUUUGGAUGCUACAAGAAGUUCAGAAAUAGAGCAGGCAAAAUGAUUUGUCCUUAAAGUCAGUGAAUAUCACAUGUUCUAAUUCUGAACAUGCACUUAUUAAAAAAAGGGAAGGGGCUCAAUUAUUAGAAGUUAAGGCAGCCCAUAACUAACUGAACAUCAAAACAAGUGUAUGUGUAAAGGCCAAAAGAGAAAAGUCUUCUGCAUUCUCCACUGCCUUCACAGUACAAGCAGUUAGACCAGCAUUUCCUCUACCAACAGACACCUACCUCCAGCUACCUCUGCAACAGGAAAUAUUUGCCAAAAUUUCAGGUAGCUUUUCCUCCACAGAGAGUUCUAUGUGACUAUCAAGCAUAUAAUGACCAUUACUGUGAUUAGGUCUUUCUACAAGUGGACAUUGGGAUAUGCAGGAAUUACAGCACAGCAGCUCUUGUAAGAGGCAAGGGGAAAAAAAAGAAAAAAAUCUAAAAGUAAUCUUACAUUACCUUACAUUAAUAAGAUGAUGAAACUAUUUGGGUGCUAUGUUUCAGACUUUGAUGUAUACAAAGCCAUUAUCUAACUUAAAAUUCUUCUUAUCUGCUACACAACUUCCUGCUGUAAAAAUUUUAGCUAGAAGUCACUAGCAAGGUAUUUAACAAUGAAACAAACUUUAAAUAUUGGCACUUCCUUUUUUUUUUUUUUUUUUAAUGGGUAUAAUAAGAAAAUAAGUACUUUUUUUCUAGCACAAUCUUCUCAUUAAACGCAGCAAUUUCUUUAAAAAAUGCCUUCCUAAUAUGCUGUAAAGUCCUUCUGUAAUGUGGAAAGAGACCCGAUCUUGCAAAAGGGUACAUAGCACAGCAGAAUUGUACCAACCAGCUAUACCAAAAGCUACUUUAUCUGGUCUUUUACAAUUAAGCAUGAAAUAUGCAUAGGGCAGUGCUCAGGAAAAUAUCCAAUUCUGCAUUCUCACUAAUUUCUGACUUCUGUUCCAGAUAUAGGAAGUAAUUAAUGUAUAGGACUAUGCUUACAACUGGUUACAGAGUCAGCCCAUGUAAUACAUGUUCCCACCUAAUCUGUUGUUAAGGAAAUUGGAGAUAAAAAUUACCAGUAGGUAAGUCUUGAUGUCUUCCUUAGCUGAAGUCAAAGAGAAAGUAUUGGGUUAAUGUUUUGAAUUGUCUUCACUACUUUUUUUUUGGAGGAGUAAGAUUAAAUUUAAAUAUCCUCCUCACAUACUGUGAAGUCACAAAAAUGGACUUAAAAAAAAUUUAUUUUAACUCGAGCAGUUUUCUACAGAUACAGCAGCAAAUCUUCAACAGAUAUUUCUUAUGCUGGAGAAAAAAUGUAGUUUACUAAGAGGAGGGGAAAAAUAGCACUUGUUCUGAAAGUGGGUUAUACCAAUCUCAUUAUUUAAAGAACAAAAGCCACUGCAUAGUCCUAAAUCUUUACAUACUUUACAUACUUUAAAACACUCCUCUCAUUAUAUAAAUUAUUUAAGAACGUCUUAAAAUCAAGGAGGAAGAUAUAAACAUACUUUUUUUUUUUAGCUUGCUUGGAUUUUACAUAGGAUAAAGCCAAACAAACUAUCAUCUUCCCUAAAUAUAAUUGCUCUUUAAUAAUAGUUGUUUUUCCAUUCAUUUGAUGUGGCCAUCUCAUCCCUCCACUGCAGAUCAAAACAAGAAUUAGCAAGUAAUCAGGCCACAGUUUAGAAAAUUCAAAUCGAAAGCACACUUGUUAGGGAAAGGAUAUGAGUAACUCAACGCCAUCUUCAAAUCAAGCCUUUUGGCACAGCAUGGGCAAGUCUGUUUCUUGCCAACUCUGAACCAACCACAGAUGCAUAAUCCAUGAAACCUGGUAUCAGGUGUAUUUUCAGUAAAUCCUUCAAAUGUAAACAAGGCUUAGAACAUCAAUCUGAAAAUGUAUUGAAACCAUCCACAGAAAGUUUUUAUGGCUGAUUAUGGGUACUGCCUUGUUUGAAAACCCAGUAGUUUCAAAUGGCUUAAAACAUUUAGAAUAGUUAGAAAAAGCAAAGUUCUGAACACCCAGACCAGUGGUCAUUUUCCAGCACACAGGAAACCAGAAGACUUAUGCUCUGCAGGAGGAAGUGAUUAGUGACAGUGUUCCAGCACAAAUGCUGUGCCUUUCUUGUUUUCCGGAGUGCACAGUGAUGGGCUGUUUGGACCCCUGAGAAUCAGCCACUGCGUAUUCUGCUAGGCUAUAGGCUACAACUGUGCCAUCCUCUGGGGAAGCUUCCACACCUGCCUUAAAACUACUUGUCACACACAGACCCAGGCAUAGAUGGGAAGUCCUUUGCAGUGCGUAGGAUCCUGAGCUAGAAGACCUGGCUAAGGGGUCAGUGUGCCUGGUUUGCUGGGGCUGCCCCAGAAUAUAGACAGGCAUGAAGUAUCUGAAAGGUAGAUCUGAGUAUGCAACUCCAGGGUUAUUGCCAUUCUUGCUUCAGUUUAUCUGUCAAAGAGCGGCAUGGACUCAAUUUGUCACAGAACUGAAAUAUAUCUCAUAGUCUGAUUUUUA
This is a messenger RNA of Tympanuchus pallidicinctus (lesser prairie-chicken), 6285 nucleotides long. RefSeq names its product toll like receptor 2 (gene TLR2). NCBI's taxonomy places the organism in Eukaryota, Metazoa, Chordata, Aves, Galliformes, Phasianidae. Gene Ontology annotation, cellular component: membrane. Gene Ontology annotation, biological process: toll-like receptor signaling pathway; immune response; inflammatory response. The coding region runs from base 568 to 2913 and encodes 781 amino acids. The transcript is spliced from 3 exons. Gene Ontology annotation, molecular function: protein binding; transmembrane signaling receptor activity; triacyl lipopeptide binding. The record is from RefSeq and is a predicted model, not a curated record.